Messenger RNA from Paramecium sonneborni, 341 nucleotides. NCBI's taxonomy places the organism in Eukaryota, Ciliophora, Oligohymenophorea, Peniculida, Parameciidae. The record is from the annotation of a GenBank genome assembly.
AUGGUUAAUUAAGUUUAAUUUUCUAAGAGACCUUAACAUCUUAAAGAAUUAUUUAAAGAUUAAGAACAUAGUUAACAAGUAAUUGGAGCACCAUCAUAUGCUUAAAUUUUGUAAUAUCCAUCUGCACAUUCUAGACAAGUUGGAUUUGAAGUUCCAAUCUAAGUAGAACAUGAAUUACAAUUCAAACAUUAAGUGCAAACAGUUGGACUUACCAAAGUAUAUUAAGGACUACACGCUUAACAUUAAGUAUUAUCAGAAUUACACUAUAUACAUCCAAUAAAAGAACAAGAAGAAUUUACAGUUGACAACUAAAUACAUGUUUAAUCAUUUUGAUUAUAUGU